AUGCGCUGCUGGACGUUCCUGGUGGUGCUCCAGAUUCUCAACGGCUCCUGCGCCUAUGCAGCAGAGAGCUGUGAGACCGAUGAGCUAGCGGCUGUUCAGGUGCUCCGUCGCAGUGAAGAUGCAAGACCCCGAAGGCUCAUUCGCAAGUUCAAGCGUGCCAUCUAUGAGUGGAGCAAGAAGAAGCACUACUACUACAAGACCACCACGCCUGCUCCGCCUCCGCCGCCCCCACCGUCUCCUCCCAGCCCAGGCUGCGGGAAGGGUUGCUGCACCUUCAACCGCAUCGGAUUCUUCCAGGCUUGUCAGCAGCUCAAUGCGACAUGCGACAACACGACAGAGACGUUCGAAGUUGAUUCAGUGGAUGUGACGGAGGACUUGAAGACAGCGGUCUACACCAGCUCGAAGGCAAACGCGGGCGUCUACACGGUAGGUUUCGUGGACAUCACCGAUGCGGCCGUGCCGACACUGCUGGGUACACUCGGAUUUGACACGCAGCCCACCGACGUGGCAGUGAAGGGCUUCCUCGCGCUGGUGACUUUCGACAAUGGAACCGAAACAGGUGAGCUCAAAGUGAUCAACGUCACGGACCAAAGCGUCCUGCGCACCAUCGAUCUUGCAGGUUUGCCCGACUCUGUGGACAUCAGCCCGGAUGAGACCUGGGCCGCCAUUACCAUCGAGGAGCCUGGCGUCCUGGAGCGCGUGAACAUCUCCGACCCGGAUCCCAUGGCCUGGACCACGGACAUCAUUAACCUCACCGGUCUCCCGGGAGUUCUUAACGCCAGCGAUCCGAGGCCCUCGCAGGUCGACAUCCGCUCGGACAACGUGGCGGUGGUCACACUGCAGGAGAACAAUGCCCUCGUCUUGGUGAACCUGACGAAUGCCUCCGUGAUCACCAGUUUCUCGGCUGGCGCCACGAACAUCACCGACAUUGACAUCUUCGAGGACCGGAGGAUCAUCUUGAACUCAACCCUGACGAAUGUCACCAGGGACCCCGACGGUGUGGUCUGGUUGGGCAAGAAGUCGGAGUUCUUCGCCACUGCGGACGAGGGAAUCACCGAAGCAGGAGGUAGCCGCUCCUUUUCGGUCUUCAAUGAGGACGGCGAGAUUGCCUUCACCUCAGGAAAUUUGCUGGAGCUCCUGGCUGUAAGGCUCGGGCACUUCCCGGACGAGCGCUCUGAGAUCAGGGGCAUCGAGCCUGAGAAUCUGGCAUAUGGACAGUUCCAGAACUGUGAGAUGCUCUUCGUCCAAUCCGAGCAGGCGAGCCUGACAUAUGUCUUCGAGGUUUCGAACGCAAGCAACCCGAAGUACCUGCAGGCACUGCCCUCAAUCAGGACCCCAGAGAAAGGGAGGGUUGUCCCACGAAGGAAUCUGUACAUUACAGCCUCUGAAGCUUCCAACCUCGACCUGGAUAUCCGAUCCGGCCUGAACAUCUACCAGUGCCAGUCAACGCAAUAUCCAUUCUUGGAGUCCAGAAACGUGAAUGGCCUGCCCAUUCCUUGGGGAUCUAUUGCGGGACUUACAGGAGAGGGUAAUGACACUCUCUGGGCCGUCGAGGGCGCGUUCUUUGCUGAGCCGCAGAUCCUGGAAAUCCAGAGUACCAGGCACCCCCCAAGGAUCAAUAGAGCCAUCAGCAUCACCUAUCCGAACGGCACCUUCUUGCAAAACCUCAACAUUUCCGGAAUCGACAUCAACGACGAGGGCUUCGUGAUCGUGGACCAGACGACAGAGAGCCUCCUGCUCCUCAACAACGGUGGUGUCCUCCAAGACUCUUUCGCAAUCAACAGCAGUGAUGCUCCAUCCGGCGUGGCAUAUGACCCAGAUGUCGGCUAUGUGGUCACUACGUACGGGGGGACGGUGAUAGUGUGCAACUUGACGACACCGGUGUGCGGCGAGAUGAACUACACUUAUCCCCUGGACGCUCCGGAGUCACAGGAUGGUGGGGUGGUCGCGCUUCGCGACAUUGCAGCACUUGGCGAUGGCCACUUCCUGUUCCUGGAGACGGAUGGCCAGGGCGGCUUCGACGCAGCCGUGCGGCGCAUUUACAAGGCAGAGCUACCAGAAGGCAAUGAGACGGUGAUUGAGAAGACCUUGGUGGAAGAUUUCUUGCUGGAGCUGCAGGACUUACGGGGACCUGUUCUGCAACGUUUCGACAGCCUGGCCGUCACCGGGGACUUGGAGGAGCCUUACACCACGGACAAGAUCACGCUGUGGGUCGUCAACGACAACGGUGGGACCGAUGACACCAACGGUGAGACGCAGCUGCUGCCUCUUAUCCAACACGUCUAUCAGUGA
Molecule: messenger RNA, 2292 nt
Organism: Symbiodinium necroappetens
Lineage: Eukaryota; Dinophyceae; Suessiales; Symbiodiniaceae
Source: the annotation of a GenBank genome assembly